AUGUCGGAUGAACACUACCAGCCUCAGGCUCAAGAUUUCCGCCGCAUGAAUCAAUUAUACGAGAAUAACCACCAGCUCCCAGGCCAUGCUAAUGCACAAUUUCCCUUUCUCGUACCUUCGCAGGACGAUAUUUCAUUGUAUUCAGGCUCCCACGCACUACUUCAACCACUCAAAAUCCCUGACGCUAUCGAAUGCAACCCCAUCAAUGGUCUACGAAAGGAAGACUACCCUCUCGUCAAUUUUUGGACACACGAAGACUUCACGAAAUGGGACAGCGCUGCUGAUGCACAAGGUGAUCAGCGGGGAUCAUCACCAUUCCUCGAGCAUACAAAUGGAGACCCUGUCACAGCAUCCGAGCAACGCACCAUCAUGAAGACUUUUCGCGCAGUCUGGUACUGGAAGAUCGAGCAUGUCGCUAGAGAUCGCUACCCAUCGUGGGCAUCUACUCAUCUCAAGGAAGGAUAUUCUUCGUCUACUGACCCCGAGGAGAUGAAACCACGUAUAAAGCCACAAAAGCGAAAGGCGAGGAUGGUCGAGUCUUCCGAUACCUGUUCAAAACACGAUUCGAAACGUGCGAAAACAGCUGACAUGGACUUGGAGGCUCACGACUCAGAGCCACCCGAGAUCUCUUCUUCAAACAUCGAGUCUCCCAAUCCACCUUCAUCAUCUAGAGCAACUCUUUUGCUGCCACUGUCGCCGAGCCCAAAGCCUCAGACAAACAACCCACCAAAAACCCUAUUUGCUCCAAUUCGAAACCCUUUAAAAGAUGCCAUUAUCCGCCUAAAGGAAAAGAAAAAUAACGAGCCUCGUGAUGCAUUGCCGACACCCCCAAUUGCUCUCGCCGAUACCGCGAUGACACCAACUGCAGCACCCGCUGACACCAAUUCUGCAAUAUCUUCCGCUGAUGCCCCUGCAACACCGACAGCAUCCGAUCCGACAACAUCGCUCACGCUACCAACACCAUCUGCAGACGACACAAACGCACCUCAUGCAGAUACUGUCGACCUUCCUAGUGUUUCUGCAGCAACACCGAUCGAGGCUCGUGGCACAUCUACACCCUCCGAGUCUGUGACCUUACAAGUCGUGAAUGCCGACUCGCAAGGAAAGCCUGGUCCUACCAGCAAGAACUUCCGCCCUGCAACUACGAAGAACGGGAGAACUCUUUGUGCACAUCGCUGGCUCAAACAAGUAGCACCCAAUGGCUACUCUCGAGAUUUCAAAUUAUACUGGGACUCGCUGGGCAAAGACCGUCAGGAGAAAUAUGAAACAGACGCAAAAAAACUGAUAUCUGAUGGCAUUUGGACCGGCAGCACUGUCGAAGUGAUCGAGAUAUACGCCAAUCCUCCUGUCUUCUUGGAGACUCUCUUCAGAUAUGCUAUGAACGCUUGGGACGUCCUGUGGUCAAUCGAAAAUCAGCUUGGACAGUUUAUUUAG
Molecule: messenger RNA, 1434 nt
Organism: Suillus paluster
Lineage: Eukaryota; Fungi; Basidiomycota; Agaricomycetes; Boletales; Suillaceae
Exons: 9
Coding region: 1-1434 (477 amino acids)
Source: RefSeq, a predicted model, not a curated record